Molecule: messenger RNA, 2684 nt
Organism: Pipistrellus kuhlii (Kuhl's pipistrelle)
Lineage: Eukaryota; Metazoa; Chordata; Mammalia; Chiroptera; Vespertilionidae
Gene: CZIB
Product: CXXC motif containing zinc binding protein
Exons: 7
Coding region: 773-1168 (131 amino acids)
Molecular function (GO): zinc ion binding
Source: RefSeq, a predicted model, not a curated record
CCCGAGAGGCUGUGGCGCUUCGAGGUUCCGGGAGGGGGCGCCAGAGGCCGGGCCCGGAAGAAGGUUCCCCUCCUGAUCUGUGCUUAACCACUUAAUGUUGUUUUUUCUGGAUAGAAUUUUAUAAUUUGCUUUUUAAAAUUGAUUGGCUAGUCUUUAGUUGACAGUGUUUGGGGAUUCCUUUUGUAAUUUUUUUCUUCGUUAAAUAUAAUAUUUUAUGGUAUGUAAACGCUAAACGAAAGGCUGCUUGAAGGGAUAUUGUGAUUAUUUAGUAAGAAUAAUUUCACCUGUUUUAUUUGUUGAUUGGGUUUAUUUUGUGAGAGGACCCCUCUUACCCGAGUAGUGUAAGCCCUUUCCCUCUCCCGGAUCCCAGAGCUUCUGCUACUUUCCUUGUAGUCUAAAUCCCAGCAUCCUUCAGUUUUUGGCAAAAGCUUCUUCUGUUUCAGGAAGCCUCUGACCAUUUUUUAAUCCCAUAUAUUUUGAAGACGAAGUGCCAGGGCUUAUUUGGGGAAUUGAUGUUCUUUGGUUUCAAAAAGCACAGAGACUAGGGAAGGAGACAGAAAAACAGUAACAACAGAGGAUAAACACUUACCCCAGGGACCUGCAGGGCCCGUGGGAACUCAGGAAGCUCCUAACCUAGCAGCGUGGAUGGGAGGGGGGCCUGCUGAGACCAUUUCUGUACCACAUGAGCCUUGAGUCCCCAGCUAACCUGGGCACUUAGAGGAGGGUGGGUCUGCCAGCAUGAGAAGCACUUUGGCCUGCUCUUUGCCCAGAGAUGAAAUGUGGCAACUGUGGUGAGAUUUCAGAGAAGUGGCAAUACAUUCGGCUGAUGGACAGUGUGGCCCUGAAGGGAGGCCGGGGCAGCGCCUCCAUGGUCCAGAAGUGCAAGCUGUGCGCGCGGGAGAACUCCAUCGAGAUUUUGAGCAGCACCAUCAGAUCUUACAACGUUGAAGACAAUGAGAAGUUCAAGACGAUAGUAGAGUUUGAGUGCCGGGGCCUUGAACCAGUUGACUUCCAGCCCCAGAUGUGCUGUGAGAAGAGCCAGUUCCCUGGUCAGGCUCACGUGCCAGCCCAGGGCCUCCUUCCCCUCGGACUCACUGCCUUCCUGUCCCUUGCAGGCUGGGUUUGCUGCGGAGGGUGUAGAAUCGCGGACAGUCUUCAGCGACAUUAAUCUGCAGGAGAAGGACUGGACCGACUAUGACGAAAAGGCGCAGGAGUCUGUGGGAAUUUACGAGGUCACCCACCAGUUUGUCAAGUGCUGAGCCCUCUUCCUGCACACUUGCCUCUAAGAGCUGAGAAGGGACAACCAAGCAGCAGAGCCCCCUGAGGCUGGUCCCCUCCUCCCUUGUCUCCUGGCAGCUGUCCGAGCCCUCACAGGCUGCAUGCCGGGCUGUCGGUUUCCCAAGCCCCACCAAUAAAGCGUUUGUGCUGUACUCAUGCACUGAGGCAGAGUCAGGUAGCAGCCACUCCCUCCACAAGUAAGAAUCCUAUUAGAGGUCCUUCACUGUUUCCCAAUACCUUCCUACAAUAUAGAAUCUUACACCAGACUACUUUGCAAACUGUGCGGCAGCACACAGCUUCUAAGGGCUCUUUAGCUCAUGAGGAGUGGGCAUUUUCAACCCAGAAAACCAACGGUGUCAAGGCCAAGGGUAUGAAAUGCAGCUGAGCCUAUAGAAUGAUACCAUGAGCCAAAUAAUCCUGAGCCAAAACACUGCAUUGAUUAGCGUGGCUUUUCAGUAAAUGGAGGCAUCUCUGUCAGCUGGUGUCACUUCAUAUUCUGGGGAUAAAAGGGACUGUAGAGGUCAGCAAUCCAUCCUGCAAGAUUCUGCUCUCAAAUUCUAGCCAGGUGGCCAUUAGGUCUUGGCUCACCUGCUGUGACGGGGCUAUCUCCUCCCAUCACGGAAGUCAGUAUGAAAGUUCUUAUAUUGAGUCAGCAUCUGUGCCCCGGUAGCUGCUGGUCCUGGUUUGUCCUCUCUGUGGUCACACUCCUGUGUGCUGCCCCCUAGGCAGCCUGUGGAGGUGCGAGAGCCCCUCCCCGGGGGACAGCUGUUUAAUGAGUUAGGUCCCGAGGCAUGCUCGUGCCUUCCCACCAGUGAGCCCAUUUGGAAAAUGUUACAAGUGACCUAUUUAUCCAGUGUUCUGCUGGAGCCAGGAAUUCUUUGGAAGUAAAAUUAAUAUCCUCAUGUCUGCAUGGCCCACUGGGAAGGGGUCUGCUCACUCCCAGGCUGCUUGUGGGCAUCCUCCAAUUUAAGGUGGCCGUGUCCAAGAGGUGACGAGUUGCCUACCUUGUCCCCUCUCUAGUCGGCAGCUACUUCUUUAGUCUAGGUCGAACAUGCCUGGUUCCCUCUGGGCCUCUUCCUUGUUCCUGACAACAGCAUUUCUCCAGCUCUCAGCCAGCAGGCCUUCCAGCCCCCAUCCACUGGUCCAGUCCGCUGCCCAGCCUGAAAGCAAAUAGGUGGAGGUAACAGGCUGGGUAAGCAGCCUUUCUAGUUUUCAGUGUCUAUACCAGCCAGUGUGUUAAGCUCAUAAAGACAAACACUAAAAGGAUCAAUAGUUUUUGUACUUUAAAUUGCCUCUCAUCUUUUAGGAGGUAAAAGAAUUCAAAAAAUCAUUAAUUAAAAGGGAAAAUAAAGUAGAUUAUGUCAGUAGAUGCAGCAAUUAAAUUUUAUUUCUGCUUCAACAAUAAA